GACAACAAGCACAGCGCCCAGUGGUGGAGGCCCUUUUUGAAAUCCCUGAUGAGCCAUCUGACUGCCUUCGUUAGGCUAUCCUCUUAGCGCAGGAAGGGUGUCUGAAUUUGGAGAUCAUCUUACAGCAAUGAGUUUGGAUAAGAAAAGAAACGUCCCGUAUCACCAGAUGAAGAAGACUCGUGAUGAAUCCCUACUCGUGGCCCGCCCAUUGAGGAGAGAGCUCCCACGUGAAAAAGGAACCACAAGCAAAGGGCCUUCCAAAGUGACCAGCACCGUGAGGAAGCUCUUGGGACCCAACAUCCAUCCCGGAAUGAGGCAGGAGCUCAUCAGGCUUAUUGCAGCAAAAAGAGAAAAGGAGUAUGUCAAUUUCCGUACGUUUAGAUUCUUUGUUGGAACGUGGAACGUGAAUGGCCAGUCUCCGGACUGUGGGCUGGAACUGUGGCUCAAUUGUGAUCGCGACCCUCCGGACAUUUACUGCCUUGGAUUCCAAGAGCUGGAUUUGAGCAUGGAGGCCUUUUUCUACUUGGAAUCCACCAAAGAGCAUGAGUGGCUCGCAUCUGUGAAACAAGCUUUGCACUUCAAGUCUAAAUAUAAGAAAGUCCAGCUAGUCCGCCUAGUUGGAAUGAUGCUACUGAUAUUUGCCAGGAAAGAGCACUGUGGGCACAUCCAGGAUGUCGUGGCUGACACUGUAGGAACUGGACUCAUGGGGAAAAUGGGCAACAAAGGAGCCGUUGCUGUGAGAUUUAUGUUCCACAACACUACAUUUUGCAUUGUCAAUUCCCACCUGGCUGCCCAGGUGGAGGAUGUUGAAGGUAGGAAUCAGGAUUACAAGGACAUCUGUGCCCGAAUGAAUUUCUUUGUCCCCAGUCAGGGUCACCUGAAUAUCAUGAAACAUGAUGUUGUCAUUUGGUUAGGAGAUUUGAACUACAGGCUUUACAUCUAUAACGCCAAAGAAGUGAAAAGACUUAUUAAUAAGAAUGACCUUCAGAAGCUGCUAAAGGUAGACCAGCUAAAUAUUCAGCGAACAAGUAAGAAAGCUUUCGCUGACUUUGCAGAAGGAGAAAUUAGAUUUAUCCCCACGUACAAGUUUGACAGUAAAACAGACAGAUGGGAUUCCAGUGGGAAGUGCCGGGUUCCAGCGUGGUGUGACAGAAUCCUUUGGAAGGGGACAAACAUUAGUCAGCUCCGGUAUCAGAGUCACAUGGGGCUAAAAACCAGUGAUCACAAACCUGUCAGUUCUCUCUUCCUUAUUGGAGUGAAAAUUGUAGAUGACAGAAGAUACCAAGAGGUAUUUGAAGACAGUAUUCAACUCAUAGACAGAAUGGAAAAUUACUUUCUUCCUUCAAUAGCACUUAGCAAGAGAGAAUUUAGGUUUGAAAAUGUGAAAUUUCGGCAGCUGCAAAAGCAGAAAUUGCAGAUCACCAACAAUGGUCAGGUUCCCUGUCAUUUUUCCUUCGUCUCUAAGCUUGGUGACAAGCAGUACUGCAAACCAUGGCUUGAAGCUAAGCCCUGUGAUGGCUACUUGGAGCCAAAUGAGACAUUAGACAUUUUCUUGAGUGUCUAUGUUAAUAAAGAUUCUGUGCCUGUCCUGAAUUCUGGGGAAGAUAAUAUUAAAGAUAUUCUUAUCCUUCACUUGGAUCAAGGCAAAGAUUACUUCUUGACCAUCAGUGGCACUUACCUUCGGAGUUGUUGUGGUACAUCCUUGGAAACUUUGUGCCGGUUGAGAAGACCAAUCAGAGAAGUUCCUAUUUCCAAACUCAUAGACUUGGAGACGACUUCUUUGGAGGAGAGUGUUGGUGAAAAGCCCCUUCAGAUUCCCAAGGAACUCUGGCUCUUAGUGGAUCAUUUAUAUAAACAUGCCUGUGAACAGAAGGAUUUGUUCCAGACUCCUGGAUCACAAAAAGAAGUUCAACAAAUUAUUGAUUGUUUGGAUACUAGCAUUCUCAAAUUAAUACCUGGCAGUAAUCACUCAAUAGCUGAGACACUUCUCAUCUUCCUGGAAGCCCUGCCAGAGCCCGUUAUCUGUUAUGAACAAUAUCAACGAUGCCUUGACUAUUCACAUGACUACCGACUCUGCCAACAAGUAAUUUCACACCUUCCACAGUACCACAGAAACGUUUUCUGGUAUCUGAUAACUUUCCUUCGAGAACUCUUAAGGCACUCUGAAACUAACAACAUUACUGCCAAUAUGCUCGCAAACCUUUUCUCAAGUCUUCUACUACGGCCUCCACCUAACCUAAAGGCAAAACAGACUCAGAACAACCAUCGGCGUGCUGUCCAGUUUCUCUUGGGCUUCUUGCUUGGAGGUGAUAAAAACUAACUCUUCCUCUCUCAUUUUGCCACACUCACCUCCAAAUUCCAGGACAAAGGAAUCUCAAGCUGUGAAUCAGAAGUUAUUUGAGAGCUUCCUCUUUGGCUCCAAAGGGAUCUGUCUUCCAGCUUUUUGGCUGUUAGCUUUUGAAAAUCUAUAACUUAAAAGCACAUUAGGGAGAGUGAGUCUUCUAGGACCACUGAUCUACAACACACUAACAACAUAUCCUGUACAUCGGAGGACUUAAGACUCAUAUUGCCAAGCCAAAGAAUCCCAUGUUUAAUGUUUUGUGCUUUAUCUCUGUGGGACAAAGAGAUCUGUAUUCACAGUCCAAAAAAAAAAAAAAAAAAAAAAAGUCCAAGAUGAAUUCCAGCCCUGGA
Messenger RNA from Antechinus flavipes (yellow-footed antechinus), 2691 nucleotides. Its product is annotated as inositol polyphosphate 5-phosphatase OCRL-like. The coding region runs from base 128 to 2320 and encodes 730 amino acids. Gene Ontology annotation, cellular component: membrane; cytoplasm. Lineage: Eukaryota; Metazoa; Chordata; Mammalia; Dasyuromorphia; Dasyuridae. Gene Ontology annotation, biological process: phosphatidylinositol dephosphorylation; signal transduction. The transcript has a single exon. Gene Ontology annotation, molecular function: phosphatidylinositol-4,5-bisphosphate 5-phosphatase activity; inositol phosphate phosphatase activity. The record is from RefSeq and is a predicted model, not a curated record.